AAAAAGAAUUAAGAAAACGAAAAACUACAACAGAAUGCACAUAAUAUCAGACAAUAGGAUAAAAUUGAAACAUCAAAAAAGGAAAGGAUAAGACUUAAAAAUGCAUUGGUGAAAAGAAAAAAAAAACAACAACUUAAAAGUGCAUCAUUUAUAGGCUGGGGUUUCGUCUGAAUUAAUUAAAUUCGAAAAUAAUUCGCCCGCAUAAUACACGACGACGUUUUAGUAAAACUAAUACCUCCACUCUAUGUGGUAUCUUAACCCUAAAAAAUUCGAAGAAAUAACAUAGCCGGAAAAAACGAGACGACGAUCGAGGAACGGAAGAGAAGAAAGAGAAUGGAGGACGGAGAAAUAGUGGAAGGAUUAGCAAUGGAAGAGGAACCGGAGACAAAGAAUGGGAAAUCACCUUACGAGAUGCUUCGAGAAUCCAAAUCUUCUGUGGAAGAAAUCAUCUCUCAAAUUCUAUCCAUUAAGAAGGAUAAAAAACCUAAAUCGGAGCUCAGGGAACUCGUUACUCAAAUGUUUCUCCACUUUGUCACUCUCCGCCAGGCGAAUCGAUCGAUUUUACUAGAAGAGGACAAAGUGAAAGCGGAAACGGAACGAGCAAAAGCGCCGGUAGAUUUCACGACAUUGCAACUUCACAAUUUGCUGUAUGAGAAGAGUCAUUAUGUAAAAGCUAUAAAAGCAUGCAAAGAUUUCAAGUCUAAGUAUCCUGAUAUUGACCUUGUUCCUCAAGAAGAUUUUAUGCGUCAUGCUCCUGAUCAUAUUAAAGGUCCUGUUUUGUCUCAUGAUAGUUCUCACAAUCUGAUGCUUAAAAGACUCAAUUAUGAGCUCCACCAGCGAAAAGAAUUGUGUAAACUUCAUGAGAAACUAGAACAAAGAAAGAAAAGUUUGUUGGAGAUUAUUGCCAACCGGAAGAAGUUCUUGUCGAGUUUACCUUCACAUCUUAAGUCGCUUAAGAAAGCAUCGCUGCCCGUACAGACUCAGUUAGGGGUUUUGCACUCGAAGAAAUUAAAGCAGCAGAAUUCAGCGGAGUUACUUCCACCCCCUCUUUAUGUGGUUUACUCUCAAUUUGUGGCUCAAAAGGAAGCUUUUGGCGAAUGUAUUGAUUUGGAGAUUGUUGGAAGUUUGAAAGAUGCACAAGCUUUUGCUAGACAGCAAGCAAAUAAGGAUACUGCUGGCACAUCUACCAAUGUAGAGGCUGCGAGGUUAGACGAUGAUGCCCCUGAUGAGGAAGAUGAUGGCCAGAGAAGGAGAAAACGGCCAAGGAGGGUCCCAAGCAAGGAAAAUUUGGAUCAUGCAGGAGUAUAUCAAGCUCAUCCACUUAAGAUCACACUUCAUAUAUAUGAUGAUGAGGUUUCUGAUCCAAAGUCUUCAAAGCUUAUCACUUUGAGGUUUGAAUACUUGUUCAAGUUGAAUGUUGUGUGUGCUGGGGUUGAUGGAUUCCAUGAAGGACCUGAGAAUAACGUCUUAUGCAACUUAUUUCCUGAUGACACUGGUGUUGAGCUUCCUCACCAGUCAGCAAAGCUCUUUGUUGGAGAUGCCCCUGCAUUUGAUGAAACUAGAACUUCACGUCCCUAUAAGUGGGCUCAGCAUUUGGCAGGGAUUGAUUUCUUACCAGAGGUUGCACCGCUUCUUAGUGGCCAUGAAACUGCAAGCAGUGAAACAGCAAAAAAUGAUGUUGUAUCGGGUUUGUCACUAUAUCGUCAGCAGAAUCGAGUCCAAACUGUUGUGCAAAGAAUUCGUUCUCGGAAAAGGGCUCAGCUGGCUCUUGUGGAACAGCUUGAUUCACUUGUGAAGCUUAAAUGGCCUUCUUUGAAUUGUGAAAGCGUUCCAUGGGCUUUACAUGCACCCUUAUGCAAUCUGGAUGGUUGGUCACGUUCUGGGCCCCCAUGUAAUCAGACUUCAUCUGAGCCUGUCAUUGACACAGAUCUAGUACAGGAACCCAUGGAUGUUGAUGUUGAUAGAAGAUCUGGCACUUCAAAGGAAGAGUCUGAGAGUGCCAGAGAAGAUGGGGAGCUUCCAUCCUUGGUUGCUCCUGUUAUGAAUGACGUUAAGCUUACUCCUUCAAAAAUAUCUACUAUAGAGCAUACUAAGCAGCUGUCUUUAAUUUCAAAGAGCAUAAUAUCACCCAUUAGUAAGGGAAAAUCACAAAGUUUGAAAAAAUAUGAUGAAGAUUCGGAUUUUUUACUGGACAUAGAAAGUGAUAAGGAUGAGAUCGCAACACUUGAGCUAGAGGUAGAAAAUGAAGCUUCUGCUCAAUGCUGUAAGAUGGCCAAGAAGUUGUGGGUGGACUAUGGGGUUAAAGAAUUUUCUCUUGUUUUGACAAGGAAGGUGAAUGCUGAAGGAAAGAGUGUAAAAUUAGAAGCAAAGGUUAAGAUCAGCAAGGAGUAUCCUCUUAGGCCUCCUUUUUUUGCUGUGAGCCUCUACCCUACUGGAGAAAAAAAGGACGGAAAUGAUGGAUCAGGAUGGUGCAAUGAGCUCCGUGCCAUGGAAGCAGAGGUCAAUCUUCAUAUGCUAAGGAUGCUACCAUCUGAUCAAGAAAACUAUAUCAUAGCUCAUCAAGUGCGAUGUCUUGCAAUGUUGUUUGACUAUUUCAUGGAUGAGGAAUCCCCAUUUGAGAAAAGGAGUACUUCUGUGGUAGAUGUUGGUUUGUGUAAGCCUGUAAUUGGCAGGCUUCUUGCCAGAUCGUUCAGAGGAAGGGAUCGCAGGAAGAUGAUAUCAUGGAAAGAUAUGGAAUGUACUUCUGGCUAUCCAUACUAACAUUAGAAAAAAUUUUGGGCACACAGAUGACCAUAUAGGAAUUAUAUCUGCUACCUGUCAGGUGGGGGCAGGAGUAAACUAAAGGAAGGUACGCUUGGAAAAUUCAGGAUGAUAAGUUAAAUUGCUGACCUGAAGGAUUGUUCUGAGUUUGCCUGCUGUAUAAAUUGUUGGAUCCGCUGCUGGUGUGAAUCCAUGAAUUUUAGGGUUUAAGUCUUUGCCAAGGUUCUUGUCAUUGUCAGUAUGCAGUGGCAUUCAUUGCCAGUUUUGGGUCACUGGUAAGGAACCUAUGCACUUAUAAAGCAGUUAUCGUUAUGUUGUAAGGGUGAGAAUCUCAUCGUAAUGAGUUGAAAAAUGGUGGCAUGUUCUUCUGGUACUGAUCUUCUGCAUGUCAUUGUGAAAGCUUCAAGUUAGGAACAAGGUUUUGAGAUGGUGAAUAAACUGAACUCUCUGAUCACAUGACUCUUACGCUCCUGAGUCUCAGCGUCUUUAAUUGGGACCAAUUAGAACGGUUCGGAAAAUGUUUUGUGCUCUAAUUCAAUUUUAGAUAUUCAGUCUUCCAAGUCUUAAUAAGAACGAAAAAUUCACUCCCUUGUGGUUA
Ricinus communis (castor bean) is the source of this 3358-nucleotide messenger RNA. Its product is annotated as THO complex subunit 5B. Bases 334 to 2760 code for a protein of 808 amino acids. Gene Ontology annotation, biological process: mRNA export from nucleus; positive regulation of DNA-templated transcription, elongation. Gene Ontology annotation, molecular function: mRNA binding. NCBI's taxonomy places the organism in Eukaryota, Viridiplantae, Streptophyta, Magnoliopsida, Malpighiales, Euphorbiaceae. The record is from RefSeq and is a predicted model, not a curated record. Gene Ontology annotation, cellular component: THO complex part of transcription export complex. The transcript has 8 exons.